AUGGGCGAAGCUGGAAGAGUACAGGGCGUAGGCCCGGUAGGUGAUGGGCGAGAGACGUGGAGGGCAGUUGACACUAUUGAUGCCGCAGCCAAGCAGCGUGGACAGAGUCUUGAGAUGGUCGUGGUUGUGGUUGGCGGUGGGAGUGGCGGAGCCCCGGAUGCCCUGGACGGCUUGGAGGUCGGCGUCCUUGAGACUGUCCCAGCCGGGGCAGUCGUCAUGUCGAGUGGAGAGGGCGGAUCCCAGUUGAGACAGCUGUGA
Molecule: messenger RNA, 258 nt
Organism: Babesia ovata
Lineage: Eukaryota; Apicomplexa; Aconoidasida; Piroplasmida; Babesiidae
Product: rod shape-determining protein, putative
Exons: 1
Coding region: 1-258 (85 amino acids)
Source: RefSeq, a predicted model, not a curated record